Molecule: messenger RNA, 1271 nt
Organism: Struthio camelus australis
Lineage: Eukaryota; Metazoa; Chordata; Aves; Struthioniformes; Struthionidae
Source: RefSeq, a predicted model, not a curated record
AAGAAUACAUAUAAGAGACAAGAUGUCUCGUGCUGAGGGACGAUACAAAGAUAAGCAACGCUGGUACCAUGAAAAUCGUGGAGCUGAUAGAUAUAAGGAGGACAGAAGAGCAAGGAAACCAUACCCAUGCAGUGCGAGAUCAGCAGAAGGCAUCCAGGGUGGUCAACAUGCAAGGGCUUCUACUGGUUCCUCAGACCCUUACCACAAAACCUCAGGAGCAGCGCAGGAGUACUUGGACCCACCACCGCAAUGUUAUCCUUCCAAGGAAACCUUCUCGAUGAAAUGCUCAAAGGUAUGCACGACAAGAGGCAUUUUGAAGUUUGUGGAGAUCACAGUUAACCUCCUGGUGCUGAUUUGCGUGGGGGCUGCCCAGGCCUCUGUUGCAGGCUUCACGUCCAUUGGGGGCUUGGGUAUUGGCUCCUUUAACCUGAACUCAGCCUAUAGCCCCUUUGAGGGAGCCGAGCUGCAGGAGGUGAGAGAGCUGGACAUGCAGUUCACCCAGAUGAGAGCCCCUUGCGUGUACGGCGGAGUAGCCUUCAGCUUAACGGCAGCGUCACUUACUCUCUUCUUCCUGGUGGCGGGGGCAAAACCCAUCCAGCGCCUCACCGUGGGGCUGCUUGCGGGCGAAUGUGCCUUCAGCCUGCUGGCUGGCGUCGGGUACGUCGCUGCUGUUGGCCUCUACUUGCAUUUUGUCAUCCAGGUGAACGCGACGGAGGUUUGCAAGAGGCGGGAGAGGCUGUACGCGCGCCGUGGUUAUACCUCCAUGAACUGCGCGGUCCAGGGCGGCGACGCGGCCGUCGGCCUCUUUGGUGUCGCUGCUGCCUGUUUGUACUUUGCUAGCUUCGUGGUCUGCGUCUUCGCUGUUCGGACCGUCCGGGCUUUCCGGAGCCGCGCCGCCGAGGCUCGGGGCAGCCCCGAGAGCAGCCUCAGAGACAGGAGCGUCGGAGACCACCGCAUGGUCCACAGGAGCUCCGAGAGGUCCCACGGCGUCCAGGCUCUUGCCACGUUAGUGUAAGGUCAGCUUUGGGACCGUGCCAGAGGGCAGCAGCUUUGGCGGGGGACAGUCGCUGGAUUUUAAACGCUAAACAGGCAACCCGUGCAACCGUGUGUUGUCCACGAAGGUAUCGAAUCACCAAAUGUAACGGUACUGCUAUAACACGUAAUGUAAUAAAACAGACACUUUGAGAGGAAGUUUUAACAAGGCUUUGCGUCAAGUCUCUCGAGCCCCACUCUUACGUUUAAAGUGUGUUUGGUGCCAGUGCUCUCAUCCG